AAUGAAAAUGAAAGUUUACUCAUAGCUCAAGAAAAGUCCCAGUUAAGAGGGAAAAGUCCCUUAAUUAAUAACCAAAGCCAAGUCGUACAAGAAAAGGACUCGUCAGUUAACUGCCCAGCCGUUCGACUGUUCACUACUGUAUGUUGAAAGAUGUCAAAUUUUCCUAAGCUAAACCUUCGCGUUGCGAAAAUCCUGACAUCAAUGUCCUCCAUGAGAUCUCCAGUGAAAGUACGUCAAGUUGGAGAUCCAGUUCUGCGAAAUAUCGCCAAACCAGUCGACAAAGAUUACAUUCAAACGAGUGAAUUCAAAAAACUCACAGAUACAAUGGUUAAAACGAUGAGGACGAGCAAAGGAGUUGGUAUUGCUGCGCCUCAAAUCGGCGAAAGUCUCCAGGUUUUUGCUAUGGAGUUUCCUGAGAAGAAUCUACACGCUCUACGUAAACGUGGAAUCAAGGAAGAAAUUCUCCAAGCCAUGGAAUUGUCUGCUUUUCCGCUCAAAAUCUUCAUCAAUCCCGAAUUUCAAGUAGUAGACUCGACGGUAACCGAGUUUCCAGAAGGUUGUGUAAGCAUUCCUGGGUUUAAAGGCAUCGUUCCUCGCUACCGUGCGGUGGAGUUACAAGCAACUGAUGUCGACGGCAAGGAGAUAUCGUGGAAGGUGUAUGGAUGGCCUGCAAGAAUUAUACAACAUGAGAUUGAUCAUUUGAAUGGGACACUCUAUAUAGAUAAAAUGAAACCUGAAACAUUUGAGAAUCUGUAUUGGAAACUGAAUGCAUAGCCUAGCUAGCAUAGUAAGUUCGUUUUYACACAAAGGUCCCCCUUCUCCGCCGUCCCUGGCCGGUGCAAAGUCGUGCAACCCUCUGACCGAUGAUGCUUGUAUUKAAAUUCAGUAGAUUCAUGAGCGUCACCUAGCGAUAUGCUCUCUAUAUGUGACUGUAAUUCAUUAUUAUUUAUUUUGAACAGUGUGUAUAUAAAACGAUAGACAAUAUAAUGUAUGGAAUGAUUAUGGCCAUCAUGUUAUUCAAAUAAAAUGAAUAUUCUUAUUGUUCAAAAA
Exaiptasia diaphana is the source of this 1050-nucleotide messenger RNA. RefSeq names its product peptide deformylase, mitochondrial. Gene Ontology annotation, biological process: N-terminal protein amino acid modification; peptidyl-methionine modification. The record is from RefSeq and is a predicted model, not a curated record. Bases 151 to 774 code for a protein of 207 amino acids. Gene Ontology annotation, cellular component: mitochondrion. The transcript has a single exon. Lineage: Eukaryota; Metazoa; Cnidaria; Anthozoa; Actiniaria; Aiptasiidae. Gene Ontology annotation, molecular function: peptide deformylase activity.